Messenger RNA from Capsaspora owczarzaki ATCC 30864, 1821 nucleotides. RefSeq lists its product as hypothetical. The transcript is spliced from 4 exons. The coding region runs from base 1 to 1821 and encodes 606 amino acids. Lineage: Eukaryota; Filasterea; Ministeriida; Capsasporidae. The record is from RefSeq and is a predicted model, not a curated record.
AUGAGCACUACUUCGAGACGUGGUGGAGGCGGCGCUCGUGGCGGCGGUCGUGGCGGCGCUCGUGGCGGCGCUCGUGGCGGCACUCGUGGCGGCGCUCGCACGACUGCUGCAAGCACGACCGCUGCGAGCACAACGGCUGAAAGCACGACCGCUGCGAGCACAACGGCUGCAAGCACGACCGCUGCAAGCACGACCGCUGCAAGCACGACCGCUGCGAGCACGCCUGAGGAGCUUGCUGCCCUUCCACUCCCGAUUAUAGAAGCGAUUGGCUCGUUGCGGAAUGAAGUGAAAGACAUGAAGGAUCACCUUACAGCGCAAAUCACAGACGUGCAGAAAGACGUAAAAGAUGUGCAGAAAGACGUAAAAGAUGUGCAGAAAGACGUAAAAGAUGUGCAGAUACAGCAGGGUGCGAUGACCGAAGCCCUCUUUGAGGUGCUGACGAAGGACUCGUCGCUUGUGCCCAACGUGAAGUUAGCUUCACUCAAGGAGGCGCUCAAAGUCGUUGUCGCGCUUCUGCAGGCGAAUCCCCAGAGCGCACGCCUGUUUGAGCUCAUGGACGUCCAGAGCCACACUCGCGAGAUCGCUGAUCGGCUCUGGGACUCUGGCUACUUUCUGCGCUUCAUGUACGAACUCAACUUCGUGGUCGCAAGGUUGCCUGCUGUGGGCUCGCUGAAUCAAGAGCAACUUACAACUCUGUUCAAGGAUGCCGAGGUGGCCGCGAAUGCCUUGUUCGGCGAGAUGGCGAUGCCCGGCUCUGCUCCUACGCUCGACUGGAUGAAAAUCAAGCCAAGUCUCGCAGGCGCUGGCGGGCUGCUCUCGCACCUCGUGGAUCAACCUGCCCUCGAGGCAAAGUUGCGCAUCCUUUGGCCUGACUUUGACAAUCGCGCCCGCCAGGCUGAAGUCUUUGGGGGGCUGCUUCACGAUGCUGCAACGGAGUUCCAGGGCAUGUGCAACAAGGCAACCGACCAUUCUUCCCUGCCAGAGUUGUCUCCCAGCCUUCACGAAAUGCUCUGCGGCAAGCUCGGACUCUUGGUUGCCGUCAGCAUCCACACUCGCUUGAAGCCGACGCUCAAUCUGCAUUUGGGCGAAGUGGAGUGCGAUGCCAUGGCACCACUUGAUGACCCUGUGCAGCCUCAUGUUGGGGUGCAACUGGUGGAGAUCAAGCGCACUCCAAAGCCUGUCAAGGCUGCUCAGAGACAGCUGCUGAUUCGCUCGGCACUGUUCGUUGCGCUCUUCCAGCUGAUGCCGCGGCAGAAGAAGGAGACACAGAUCCCAAUUCACAUUCAGGGGUUCUUCUACACGUCUGGACCCCACGGGCUACGUGAGCUUUACGGUGAAAAGGCCAAGAAAGUGCUCCGUGACGAGUUCAAGAACAAGGUGUUUGGGGACGCGAGGACGGAGACUGACCCAGAGCUGUCGUUCGCCAUCUUCCCUCUGAUUAAGUUCAAGCCAGCGAUACCCUCUUGGGCCACUUUGGUAUUUGUUGCUUCCUCGACCUCCGCUGGGUCUGCUCCUGUCAAGGCUCCUGUCGAGGCUGCUGCCGCUACUCCUGUCGAAGAUGCUGACCCUGGUCCUGCCAAGACUGCUGUCGAUGCUGUUGUCGAUGCUGUUGUCGAUGCUGUUGUCGAUGCUGUCGAUGCGCAAGAUCAGGCGCUUGUCGCUCCGCCUGACGUGGCGCCUGCCGAGGAUGCCGCCGAGGAUGCUGUCAAACUCCUCGCGAAGCGUUGGAAGAAGCCGUCACUCCUGCUGGCGUGCACCCUGCUUCUGAUGAUGCUGCUGCUGGUCCUGCGGACCAAGACCGCUCUUCCACUGAGUAGUUGA